AUGGCACUCUCUGUCGAGUCGUUGAAUGGAGACACUUCCUUUCUCCUUACCUUUGAUCCACCCGCAGCCCCACUAUCGUCACCAGGGUUAUUCCCAGGCUCCUUCACGAUUCUGGUUGACCCUUGGCUGUCAGGGCCGUCAAUCAUCCUAAACUCCAUCUUCUCGCAUUCUGAGCAAAGAGCAAAACCUUCCAUAUCGAGCCUCAAAGACCUUGACCGCGAACCCGACCUCGUGCUUAUAUCUCAAGACAAGCCGGACCACUGCCAUGAAGCCACAUUGCGCCAACUUCCACCAGAUUCGGAGACGACUAUUCUAGCCAUCCCAUCUGCAGCCAGAAAGAUUCGGUCGUGGAAACACUUCCGUCCCAACCUUGUACAUGCUCUACCAAAAUACGUCGAGGGCGAUGGUCGGUCUAUACACCGCGUAGUAAUAUCGCCACCGUCUCCUCGAGGGACGUGUGGUGAGAUAACCGUGACUUGGAUUCCAGCGAAACGAGACCUAUCCAAAGUACACCACGCCAUUGGAAUAACAUAUCGGCCACCGUGUACUGUGCUCUCAUCGCUUAGUCCAAUGCACUAUAUCGACCUGCCCAUGAGCCCGCCCCCCUCACCAGGAUCCCCUAUGACCAUUGCCUCGUCCCCUCGUACAAUAGUGCCGUCGCCGUACAAUGAUCGUGAGAAGACCUUGUCCGUCAUCUAUUCGCCUCACGGUGUGUCAUACGACGUGAUUCGUCCCUACGCAAGCUCGUACCUUGUCUCGGAAUCCGCCCUUCCACUCACAGCGCUUCUGCAUUCUUUCGACUGCGUAGAGAACCCUUGGUGGCUGGGAGGCAACAUAUCUGCUGGAAGUCCCGGUGGUACUGAGAUUGCCAAGAGUCUUUAUGCCAAAGCAUGGAUCUCUGCCCACGAUGCAGACAAGGACAAUCGAGGCUGGGCAGUCAAGUUGACACAGAUUGCACAACACGCAGUCGAUGAAGUGAAGAAGAUGAUGGAAGAAGGUGUUGCCAGGAAGAAACUGCCCAACACCGAGAUCAUAACACUGGGUUCAGGAGAGAAACAUCGGAUCGCUGUCGGAUGA
Molecule: messenger RNA, 1077 nt
Organism: Alternaria burnsii
Lineage: Eukaryota; Fungi; Ascomycota; Dothideomycetes; Pleosporales; Pleosporaceae
Exons: 2
Coding region: 1-1077 (358 amino acids)
Source: RefSeq, a predicted model, not a curated record